ACAGGGACAAGGUGAGGACUCCGAGGGGGCGGGGCCUGGCCAAGGAGAGUUGCUUCCGGGUGAGUCCGCCCCACCCCCACGUGGGUUUACUUAGAGCCACGGCUGCGAACUCUACAGACUAGCCGGGGUUUCUGCAGCUCCGAGGCAGCGACCGGACCCUUGCUAAGCCCUCGUCAUGCAGCCCCAGUCUGUGCUUCACAGUGGCUACUUCCACCCAUUGUUGCGAAACUGGCAAGCAGCAGCGAGCACCUUCGAUGCCUCCAAUCUCAUCUACCCCAUCUUUGUCACGGAUAUUCCUGAUGCUGUGCAACCAAUCGACAGCCUUCCUGGCAUUGCCAGGUAUGGUGUGAAUAAGCUGGAAGAGAUGCUUCAGCCCUUGGUAGCCAAAGGCCUAAAGUGUGUCCUGAUCUUUGGGGUGCCCAGCAAGGUCACAAAGGAUGAGCGGGGCUCAGGAGCUGACACAGAAGACACCCCAGCCAUUCAAGCAAUUCAUCUGCUGCGGAAAGCUUUUCCCAGUCUCCUGGUAGCCUGUGAUGUGUGUCUGUGUCCGUAUACCUCCCACGGUCACUGUGGGCUCCUGAGAGAAGAUGGCUCAUUCCUGGCUGAGGAAAGCAGCAGGAGGUUGGCAGAAGUUGCUCUAGCCUACGCCAAGGCAGGCUGUCAGGUGGUGGCUCCAUCAGACAUGAUGGAUGGGCGAAUUGGUGCCAUCAAAGAAGCAUUAAUCACUCACGGGCUUGGCAACAAGGUAUCAGUGAUGAGCUACAGUGCCAAGUUUGCUUCUUGUUUCUACGGUCCUUUCCGGGAUGCAGCACAUUCUAGCCCAGCUUUCGGGGACCGACGAUGCUACCAAUUGCCUCCUGGGGCUCGGGGCCUGGCCCUUCGAGCUGUGGAUCGAGAUGUCCAAGAAGGGGCAGAUAUCCUGAUGGUCAAGCCAGGGUUACCGUACUUGGACAUUGUGAGAGAAGUGAAGAACAAGCACUCUGUCCUGCCCCUUGCUGUGUAUCACGUUUCUGGAGAGUUUGCCAUGCUGUGGCAUGGUGCCCGAGCCGGGGCCCUUGAUCUGAAGACUGCUGUUAUGGAGGCCAUGACAGCCUUCCGGAGAGCAGGUGCCGACAUCAUCAUCACCUACUAUACACCUCAGCUCCUACAGUGGCUAAAGGAGCCAUGAUAGAGAGUGCAAAAAUAUUAAAGACUAGAACUUUUUUUAAAAUGAAGAAGAAAAAAAAAAGCUAAGUCAAAGGCCUUAGAGAAGUGAAAACCAGAGUGAAAGAGGACUCUAAAUUGUACCCUUCUACCAUCUUCCUGCCCCCUGACACCCAUCCUCCUUCAUUGAUGGAAGCAAAUAAGAAGACUUGGUAAGCCCACAGACUUGGAACUUCACAGUGGGGCCCUUAGCACCUUGGUGGUCCUAUUGUUCAGACCCCCAUCACUCUUCCAGCUAGCUCCAGACCACUCACCCUGCCCCCUCACCUGGAUGCUCUAGUGAACAGAGAAUAAGCUCCUCUCCUCUAGAUAUUAUUAUCACAAAACCUCCAGACUUUAACUCUUUGAGUGUCCUAACUGCUAAGAUGGAGAGCCUACCUUCAACUGGAAUCAUUUCAAGCUAACAAAAACCAUCCAGCGAUGAAUAAACAAGGAGGACUUGGAAGAAAGACUUUGGUACAGCAGAAUCUCUGAGUGACAAUGGCAAAUGGGUACCAGAUGGGGAAGAAGAAAGCUUGCCGAUGGAGUGUAGCAAGAAAGAGUACUCCCUGGUCUUGGAGUUAGAAGACCCGGAUUUUUCAGUUUCCUCAUCUAUGAAAUGGGGAUCUUAUUACUUAUACUGCUUGCCUCAAAGGUCUUUGUGACAAAAGCACUUUCUAAAUGCCAUAAAAAUGUGAAUCAUUGUUAUUACCAUUAUUAUCUAUCUCCAGGGCUGAAAUUCACAACUCUAAAGUUAAGUUCUUGUUCUAUUGUUAUUGCUUCACGUGAAGGUAGAUUCUGUGAUUCUCUUAUAGGUUGGGGCGGUUCUGUUGGGGGGGGGGGGGGGUUGAUAGGAGAUUCCAUUGCCCUCAUGCCUUACAAGGGCUGGUUUUUUGGUUUGUUUGCUAUGUCUGAGAAACCAAAGGGCUGUGGUAUGGGAGCUUGCUGGAGAGAGGUAAGAGUCAGGGUUGUAUCAGGGGGAUUUGCCACCACAUUCUCUCCACCCUGCAGAGGUGGUAGGCUGCUAAUUGAACAAAACUUUCAAAGGAAUAGCCUCACUUGGUCACUCCUGGCCCCUGGUGCUGCCCUUCUCUCUCUCCAUCCCAACCCCCACGUCUCCCAGGGACAGAGGUUAGGGACCCUACCCUUUGUCAGCUCUUCUUCUGUGAGAGAGGAGGACUGAGACAACCCGUGGACUCUUUGUAUAUGUGCUCUUGUGCCCAAGUGCCUGUAAUGAUGUGGGAUAGGGGGAAGAGUUGCUGGUAGCACACAAUCCCCUACAAUGGGGUGUGUGUGAUAUUUUUCCUUCUACAUUCAAGUAAAAAUAAAUGUAUCCUGCAGCCCCCAAA
Molecule: messenger RNA, 2531 nt
Organism: Monodelphis domestica (gray short-tailed opossum)
Lineage: Eukaryota; Metazoa; Chordata; Mammalia; Didelphimorphia; Didelphidae
Gene: ALAD
Product: aminolevulinate dehydratase
Biological process (GO): heme biosynthetic process
Cellular component (GO): cytosol
Molecular function (GO): zinc ion binding; porphobilinogen synthase activity
Source: RefSeq, a predicted model, not a curated record